GUCCGAUCUCAGCGCUCACUCAUCAGCCCACUGUGCAGUAUCAGUCAGCGGCUUCACUUUACUUGUACUACAAUUGCAAUCUUCAUCCCAUCCUCCGUCCCGUCUUUCCCAGAAAAAAAAAAUACACACACAACGUUCAGACACUCCUUCAUUGCCGCCCAUCUGUAUCAGUUCGUCCUUUGUGUCUUUUCUGGAAUUUGUCUAUACCAUAAUCGCCUUUCUACCAUCAUCCCCACUUAGAACUUGGGCGUCCAGUGAUCGCUGCCCACACCUUAUCGCCAACUCAAUACGAUAAUUCCUCAGCCCGUCCAUGGUCUUCACCGACACAGCGACCGGUCCAAGCAUGGCCAUGAUGGCUAACACAACAAUCGCCGCGGCCCUACCGCCCUUGCCUGCCUACGAAACCCGGCCGCUUCCAGACCUGUUGCCAUGGAUUUCCGACUUUUGGUUGUCGCUUAUUCUGCCGCACAUCGCCUACUGGGUCGUAUCCAUGUUCUUCCACAUUAUCGACGUCUAUGACCUUUUCCCUCAGUAUCGCCUACACACCCCCGAAGAAAUCAGCCAACGUAAUCUUGCGUCCCGCUACGAGGUUGCCCGCGAUGUCCUCCUCGAACAAGCGAUUCAGAUUGGCACCUCGGCUGUGCUGAAUCUCCUCGACGACCAGCAACUCACCGGACAUGAGAACUACGAAGUUGCCGUCUGGGCGACGCGCAUCCGCCUGGCCCAGCGUGGCCUCCCCACCAUUCUCGGUUUCGUUGGACUGAAUGCCGGCGCCCUUUCCAAGAACAUUGCUGGCUCAUACCCGCUGCUUGCUGGCGCGCUCGCUGGCGGUUUCUACCCAUCCCUCUUCGAGCUCGAUGACAUGGCCGGCACGGCCGUUCCCGCGUUCGCGUCCUGGGAGAUUCUCUUGGCCAAGGCCAUCUACUGGAUCAUCAUUCCCUGCAUCAAGUUCUGGUUUGCCGCUUUCGUCCUCGAUAGCUGGCAAUACCUUUGGCACCGCGCCAUGCACAUGAACAAGUGGAUGUACACCAAGUGGCAUGCUCGUCACCACCGUCUCUACGUUCCCUACGCCUACGGUGCCCUCUACAACCACCCCGUCGAGGGUUUCGUGCUCGACACCCUCGGUGCCGCCAUCGCCUACAAGUGCUCCUUCAUGACCUCGCGCGAGGGCAUGUUCUUCUUUGUCGGCAGCAUGAUGAAGACGGUCGACGACCACUGCGGAUACGCGCUGCCCUGGGACCCCCUGCAGAACAUCACCAGUAACAACGCCGCUUACCACGACAUCCACCACCAGAGCUGGGGCAUCAAGACCAACUUCUCCCAGCCCUUCUUCACCACCUGGGAUAGAAUCCUCGGUACUAUGUGGAAGGGUGAUACCUCGAUCAAGUACGAGCGCACGAGGGCCGCGGCGGCCAACAAGAAGAAGGGCGCCAAGGGUGAAGAGACCAAGGCCGAGUAAAAUAAUUGGACACAAGCCAGAGUGGGGCGGGGCCCCGCUACUGAGGAUUGUGGUGAGGAGUUGUGUGAUAUUUUAUACAGACUAUUUCUGUCGACGAUGGUAAUUUUUAUUUCUGUGGAAAGAUUCAUUAUUCUUUUCGCGAAACGUGGUUUAGGGGAACACCAUCUUUUCUGAUGUAAACCUCCCUCGACGUCUUCCAUCAGAGAAGGGGACGACACCAUGAUGGCUUUGGAUGAUGGGAAGCAGAUGAAGAAGAAGAAGAAGAACGAAGCCAACAAAUCAAGAAAAGCAACGUACCUAACUAUCUAGGGCAUUGGUAAAGGCGUUAUACCACACAUACUUUCUUUUUAUAGUUAUCUCUCUUUCUUCUUCUUCGUUUUAACGCCCGACUCAUGGCUUCAGGAUUAUAUGCAACCGUUGAUGAUGAGGGAGAAGGGCAAAGGGCAAAAAGGGAAGGGAAGGAAGGGGACAGGAUGAACUUGGAUUGACUGUUCAUAAUGAAGGGAAUGGAGGCUUGUUGCAAAUGAUGUAUGGGUUCCAUAUCACAGUUUUUGAGGAGGUUGUUUGUCAAUUGUACAAAGUGUUGGAAGAAGACAGGCAGGGAUGGAAAAGGAUGGAACGGAAGAAGAGAAGAAGUGUUGCUCACUUCGCUCACUCGCUCUUGGAUGAGAAAAGCUUGGGGGAUGGCACUCAACUUGUUCAGAUUACGCCAGUUAUCUGAGUUAUCUGGAGAGGACCGCUGCGUACCUAGCCGACUCAUGUAAUGAUAAUAUGAAAUCAAAGCCUUGAUCACACGAACU
Messenger RNA from Neurospora crassa OR74A, 2259 nucleotides. RefSeq names its product SUR2. The record is from RefSeq and is a predicted model, not a curated record. Lineage: Eukaryota; Fungi; Ascomycota; Sordariomycetes; Sordariales; Sordariaceae. Gene Ontology annotation, biological process: lipid biosynthetic process. The transcript is spliced from 2 exons. Bases 311 to 1459 code for a protein of 382 amino acids. Gene Ontology annotation, molecular function: iron ion binding; oxidoreductase activity.